AUGAGUUGUGCAUUGGUUUGUAGUCUGUGUGUCAGAAUCCUCUUUUUCUCUCUUCGUACAUGGCCUGUAACCAUUAUAAAUCACAUGAAAGCACGGAGAGAUGCUAUCAGUGGACUCCGAAACAAAGAUAAAAGGUCUAUGCAAUCUUUCUAGAGCACCAACAUCAUUGCCUUUCUGUUCGCAAACAAGUAUAAAAAUCGGAGGUUUUGUUUAGAUGGGGCUUGAUAACGACCUUUUCGAGCCCCAUUUUUUAGCCACGCCAGGCUUUUUGUGGACCGAAACACUCUUCGGCCCCCAACAUUCACUUUGAUCACUUUGAUUCAUUUGCCUUUGCAAGGCUGGAGGUUGGUGUCUACUUUGGAUCACUUUCUGAUUUUGGGAAUCCUUACGGCCGAGUUUAUGACUUGUGCAAACUUCUCGCGAUUUCUUUUAUUAAUCUUGGUUUUCUUUUAGUUCAAGAUGGUCUCGGUGGGCUCUAUUCCCAUGCACAAUGGCGUCAAUCUUCCCUUACUUGGCUAUGGAACCUGGCUGGUAAGUUUUUAUAAUCACGUGUCCUGAUGCGCGUAUUUAUAGUCCACUGACCAUGAACAGCUAAAGAAGGCCUUGAGAACGGCCUUAGAUUCUGGCUACAGAUAUAUUGACACUGCUUAUGUGUACGGAAAUGAAGCUCCAAUUGGCGAUGUGAUCAAGGAGUAUAUUGAUGCUGGGAAGCUGAAGAGAUCGGACUUGUUUAUCACCACCAAACUCCCCAUGUAUGCUAACAAUGUGGACAGGGCCGAGAUCUGCAUCAAGAGAUCUUUGGCCAAUCUGAAGACUGAUUACGUUGAUCUUUAUCUUAUCCACACUCCAACUUCGAUGAAGGCAAGGCAAUUCAACAGUCCAUUAAGACAUUUUUUAGGCCAAUGAUGACAUCACUGGAGUUGCUACGGAUGAGAACGGAAAAUUCAUUUUUGAGGACGUUGAUCUCAACCAAACUUGGAAGAUUCUGGAGAAAUAUUACAAAGACGGAACAUUCAAGUCUAUUGGGAUCUCCAAUUUCAGCGCAAGGCAAAUCCAGGACAUCUAUGAUAACGCCGAAAUCAAGCCGAUGAACCUUCAAGUCGAAUGCCACAUCCUCUUCCCUCAGAAGAAGCUGGUCGAGUUCUGUAAGGACAAAAACAUUACCGUAACGUCUUACUCUUCUCUCGGAAACCCCGGGCGAGGUGCAGGAUUGGGCAAAGUCUGGGUUGAAGGAGAUUGUCUGAACCAUCCAUUGACUCUGGAACUGGCCAAUAAAUACAACAAAACUCCAGCCCAGAUCUUGUUGCGUCAUCUUGUUCAACGGGGAAUCUCGGUGAUCCCAAAGAGUGUGACUGAAUCCAGAAUCAAAGAGAACAUCGACAUUUUUGAUUUUGAAAUCCAGCAGAAGGAUCAGGACAGACUUUUGAAUCUGAAUGAGAACAAGAGACUACUUGUCUUCGAUUUGUAAGAAAUUUUAAUUUUAGUUUAGCUUAUGGCAAAAAUCAAUCAUAAAAAAUAUUUCAGCGCCUUUGGACAUCCAAACUACUCCUUCAAUGACGAAUUCUAA
Messenger RNA from Bursaphelenchus xylophilus (pine wood nematode), 1567 nucleotides. The record is from the annotation of a GenBank genome assembly. NCBI's taxonomy places the organism in Eukaryota, Metazoa, Nematoda, Chromadorea, Rhabditida, Aphelenchoididae.